AUGACACAGGCCUAUCAACAGUUGAGAGUGACAGAGACAACCGCACAGCAGUUGACCAUCAAUACCGUGAAAGGCCUGUACAAAGUCAAGCGGUUACCAUUUGGAAUAGCAGCAGCUCCUGCUAUAUUUCAGAGGUUUGUCGAGAAGCUUCUAGCUGGCAUUGACGGCAUCGCAGUCUACCUAGACGACAUCAUUAUCAGUGGAGCAGACCAACAACAGCACAAUCGACGGCUGGAAAGAGUACUGGCAAGACUGGAACAGUCCGGACUGAGACUUAAGAAAACAAAGUGCAAAUUUGCACGUACCGAAGUGGAAUUCCUAGGACAUAACAUCACAGGUUCGGGCGUGCGGCCGACAGAUACAAAAAUACGGGCACUACUGAAAGCUCCUGAGCCAACGUCGAAAGAGACCUUACAGUCAUUCCUCGGGAUGUUAGCCUUUUAUGAUCGUUUUUUGAAAGACAGAGCAACUACGGCAGCACCACUCUAUAAACUGCUUGCGAAAAACGCAACGUGGAAGUGGACCAGGGAACACAAGACUGCAUUUGAGGCGCUCAAGGAACAGAUUUGCCAUGCUCCUGUGCUGGCCCACUACGACCCACACAGACCACUGAUACUAUCAUGCGACGCCUCGCCGUACGGUGUGGGUGCGGUACUGGCGCAAGAAGACAAUGAAGGCACCGAAAGACCUGUCGCUUUCGCAUCCAGGACCUUGGGACCAGCAGAGAGAAAUUACUCUCAACUAGACAAAGAAGGCCUGGCAAUCGUGUAUGCGGUUGUACAUUUCCACAUGUACUUUGCGGGUCGACACGUGCAAAUAUACACUGACCACAAGCCGUUACUCGGGAUCCUCGGAACUACGAAACCUGUGCCACAGUUGACGUCGCCCCGAAUGCUGAGAUGGUGCGUUAAGCUUGCUGCCUAUAGCUACGAUCUAAGCUAUCGUCCGGGAAAGCUGAACUCGAAUGCCGACGUUUUGAGCAGGCUGCCGUUGCCGUCUACAGAUGAUGAGCCGUGCCACCCAGCGGAUGUGCUAAUGUUCGAAGCAUUAAGCCGUGCUCCCCUAACUGCGGAAGAAAUCUCGUCAGCAACGCAGAGCGAUCCAGUUCUUUCCGAAGUGUACACCGCUGUUAAAGCAGGGACGUUGUACAAGUUACGAGACGCACAGUUUCGCCAGUUUCGGGCAAGAGCCACGGAAUUUUCCUUCCACAGAGGCUGUAUUCUGCGUGGAUCAAGAGUGGUCAUUCCACAAAGCAAAAAGAAGCAGGCGCUAGAGUUGGUGCACGCUGGUCACCGUGGCAUCGUGGCUAUGAAAGCCUGUGCUCGGAGUUACAUGUGGUGGUGUGGUAUCGACAACGACAUAGAGGAGAUGGCCAAGACGUGCAUCAGUUGCGGGAAGAAUCAGAAGUCUCCCGCGAAGGUGGUACAGCCAGAGUGGACUCGACCCAGCAGCCCAUGGCACACCAUUCAUCUAGACUUUGCUGGACCUAUUCGAGGUAUCACAUUCCUAGUAGUAGUGGAUGCCUAUAGCAAGUGGAUGGAGGUCCGGCAAGUGGAAAGUCCAAACUCAGCUACUCUGAUACGAGUGCUCCGCGGUCUCUUUGCGACAUUUGGAACUGCGCAAAAAGCAGUGUCGGAUAAUGGAACUGCUUUUGUGUCCGAGGAGAUGUACCAAUGGGCAAGCCGAAAGAAUGGUCGGUUAUUUUAA
Molecule: messenger RNA, 1707 nt
Organism: Ornithodoros turicata
Lineage: Eukaryota; Metazoa; Arthropoda; Arachnida; Ixodida; Argasidae
Exons: 1
Coding region: 1-1707 (568 amino acids)
Biological process (GO): DNA integration
Molecular function (GO): nucleic acid binding
Source: RefSeq, a predicted model, not a curated record